Cladocopium goreaui is the source of this 2067-nucleotide messenger RNA. Lineage: Eukaryota; Dinophyceae; Suessiales; Symbiodiniaceae. The record is from the annotation of a GenBank genome assembly.
AUGGCGGACUUGGGCGCGCCGCAGCCGGUGCGAAGAAACUGCUGCAGCCGGCUGAUCGCCAAGGCCAAUGAACCCCAUGGCCACUCCGGACUGGCAGGGAAUCGUGACUGGGAGGAAGGAGGACACUCGUACUUCCGAAAGUUCCGAUUUGCGCUGUCUCUCUUCAGCUUGUUCCACAUUUUGGCUAUCAUCGGAAGUGCCAAAGACGUUUAUCUGGAGAAGUUUGGGGCAGAUGCCACGGCCAUUGGCUGUCUUUUCUCAGUGAUCUCCUUUUGGAGCCCGUUGACCGAAUUCUUGGUGGGUCACCUGCAGGAUCGCGGAUGUCUCUCGCGUUUCUUCCCCUUAGAUCGUUGGGGCAAACGUGCGCCCUUUCUGUUGACCCAUUGCAUCAUCGCAGCCACGGCGGCCAGUGUGGUCUACAUGCCUCCUAGUGAUGCCUCAGGGCCCUUAGAAGUUUGGUUCGUGCUAAUGCUGAUGUUGUCCUACUGGGGCGCCGCCUCGUGCGUCAUCGCCUUCGAGUCGGCUCGGCAGGAGAUUUAUCCCUACAAAGAGGAGAGGAUCGUCGUGGAAGGCCUGUGCAAGUAUACCUGCAUGAUGGGUGGUGGCUGUGGAGCCAUUCCAGUCUUAGUUCUCAUGGCAGAUGCGUCGAUGUUGAACCGCUUAGGAGCGCUGAUCUACAUCUUCUUGUUCGGCCUGGUGAGUUUGGAGGCGGUGCCGAUCUUCAAAGAAGCCAGACAGGCACCAGUGAGCUUGAAGGAGGACGAGAGCAGCGCCCCCGACACCGGCAGCGUGCUGGACAUCUUGCGCGAGGUGCGACCGCGCUGCCGAUGCUGCCGGAGACGUGGAGCCGCCGAGGAGGCGCAGCCGAACAUGGCUUUUCGACACCUGAUGGCCGUCAAGUUUUGGCAUGGCGCCUACGGCGCCUCCAUUGGUAGCACUCUCUUCUACUACGUGACCUAUGUCCUGCGACUUGGGGGAUGGGAACGACUGCAGGUGAUCGCGGCCGGCGGCCUCAUAGCAGGAGUCACCGAGAUCGGUCUGAACUUGGUCUACAUGCGGCUCUUUAGCGCGGGGGAUGGCAGGCAAGACUUGAGCGGCAUCAAGGACCGGCGCCUGCUGCGCUAUGUGGUCUUCUGCCGUCUUCUAAACGCCCUGGCCACCUUCCUAAUCAUCGGCUGGGCGGAUGCCUCCGUCACCAUGGUCUUCCUAUGGGCCUUCACCACACGCCUGGGCCUAGCGAGUUUUUCCUUCUGGCGAGUGUCGGCGCAGUGUUGGCUGGUGGAUGAGGACUGCAUCUUCGGCACAGUGCCAGGGAGAAAGCGCCAAGGCAUCAUCUUUGGAGCCCUGGCCAUGACGCAGAACUUCGCAGGUGCCUUCUUCUCCUCCAUGACCUUUCUGGGCUUGGGCCUGGCAGGGCUGGAGACCGUGAACUGCGAGGCCCAGUGCAAGCACCUUUCUGGGGGCCCAGUGGUGGACACCACGGGAGUGGUGGCAGAGUGUGUGGAUGAAUGCUUCCUGGGCGUCAUCGCACAACAGCCCGAAUCGCUCAGAAUGUAUGUGCGCACUGUGAUCGGCAUUUGGGCGCCCUUCUGCGAGCUGCUCAUUGCUUUCCAUGCCUGGAAGUACCCCAUCAAGGGCGCCAGGCUCCGACGUCUCUACGCUGGGAUUUGCCAGAGCCGAGGGGAAGAGAUCAACCUGAAGCCGGAAGAGACGGGCACGCCGCAUACGGGCAAGUCCAGGAUCGUUCUGAGUAUGGAGGCGCAGAAGAGCAUCCGCAGCAGUGGUGGCCGCCUCAAACGCCAGCAGACCGAAGGAGACGGGCUGCUGUGGAGGUUGGCCCAUACCACCGCGAUGGUGGAAGCUUGGCCUGGAGCCAAGUCGUUGUCCGUCUUCUUCGAUGUUAAUGAGGCGGGACCCCAGGAAAAUCGGGUGAGUAAGACCAGCAAGACCGGCGUUGCCGCCAUGGACGCCAUGGCUGUGGUGAUUGGUUCAGAGGCGGAGGGAGAAGUGGCCAAAGAAUCUGAAGAGGCAAUUGUUGGUCACUUGAACUUGUCGCUGAGUCACUAG